AUCGUUUGCACAUUUUCGAUUUCGAAAAGUCUCCUCAGCUCCGCAUACAAGCACAACCAUAAAUAAAAAUAUACUACUACUACUACUAAAAAGGAAAAUAGACUCAAGAAUAAAAAAGAAAAAAAAAAGUGUAACAGUCAACGAUACGAAAAAUCUUCUUUCAGCCUUCGUGUAUCCUUUGCUUAGCUCAACACAAACAAAUAAAUUCAAAAAAAAAAAAAUUCAAAUCGAUCGAUCUUUUCAGUGUUCUACUCAUGGCGGAUCGAGCCUCCUACAGUUUGGCUCCCCGAUUAGAUAUUGAACAGAUAUUAUUAGAAGCCCAGCAUAGAUGGUUGCGACCUGCUGAAAUUUGUGAAAUUCUUCGUAAUUAUCAGAAGUUUCAUAUUGCAUCAGAGUCUCCAAACAGACCUCCAAGUGGUUCACUUUUUCUUUUUGAUCGAAAGGUGUUAAGAUACUUUAGGAAGGAUGGACAUAAUUGGAGGAAGAAAAAAGAUGGAAAGACUGUGAAGGAAGCUCAUGAGAAGCUGAAGGUUGGAAGCAUUGAUAUGUUGCACUGCUACUAUGCCCAUGGAGAAGAGAAUGAAAACUUUCAGAGGCGCAGCUAUUGGAUGCUUGAAGAGGAUUUGAUGCAUAUAGUUUUUGUGCACUACUUGGAAGUUAAGGGUAGUAGAACAAUUGGAGGCAUAAAAGAGACCAGUGAUGUGUCAAAUUCCCAAACAAGCAGUCCUUCAACUUCUAGCUAUUCUGUUAGUCAUACAAAAGCACCUUCUGGAAAUGCAGAUUCGGCUAGCCCAACCAGCACUUUAACAUCCUUAUGUGAAGAUGCUGAUUCUGAGGAUAGUCACCAGGCAAGUUCGAGAUUCCGUACAUCGCUCCAAAUAGGAAAUGCUACUGUGAUAGACAAGCUGGAUCCUGGCUUCUUGAGUCCUUAUCCUCCACAUCCCUUUCAAGGUGUCUCAUUAAUUCCUGGAUUAAAUGAAGUUUCACAUCUCCACGGAGAUAGACCUGGGGAUAUUAAUUACGGCACUUGCAUGACUGAAGCUCAAAGAACACUUGAUUUGGCAUCUUGGGAACAAGGCUUGGAGCAAUAUAUGCCUGUAUAUGCAGCUGCAUCUUCUCAUGCAUCAAUGACUGCUACUCAACCUGAUACUAUGAGCAUCAGCCUGCAACAAGAGAACAUGAUGAAAGGCAAGCAAUUAACUAGAGAGAGUGCUGGUGAGGAGUUUGGAAAUCCUCUGCCAACACAAUCAAAUUGGCAGGUUCCUUUGGCUGACAAUUCCUCAGAGUUGCCCAAAUGGCCCAUGGAUCCAUCAUCAAAUUUUGAAUUGCCAUAUGAUACUAGGUUAUUUGAGCAAAAGACUCAUGAUUUUCAUUUACCAAAUGCUCUUGAGGAAUUUACUGGUCAUGAUGUUCUAAAUGAGCAGCCUGUGUAUAAAACCCUUCAAAUGCCGCUUAUCAAUGAAGAUUCUAAUUCUGUCAUGAAAACAUAUCCUGAGAAUGAUAUGCAUUUGGAUGGAAAUGUCAACUAUUCUUUCUCUCUGAAAAAAUCAUUACUUGAUGGAGAAGAAAGCUUGAAAAAAGUUGACAGUUUUUCGAGGUGGAUUACUAAAGAACUUGGAGAAGUAGAUGAUCUGCAGAUGCAGUCCUCAUCUGGUAUUGCCUGGAGCACUGUUGAGUGUGGAAAUGUAUCUGAGGAUGCCUCUUUGAGCCCCUCUCUCUCCCAAGACCAACUUUUCAGCAUAUUGGACUUUUCACCGAAGUGGGCUUACAUAGACUUGGAAACUGAGGUGCUGAUUAUUGGAACAUUUUUGAGGAGUCAAGAGGAAGUAGCAAAAUAUAACUGGUCAUGUAUGUUUGGUGAAGUUGAGGUUCCAGCUGAGGUUAUUGCGAAUGGUAUUCUUUCUUGCCAUGUUCCACCUCACUGUGUUGGGCAAGUUCCAUUUUAUGUUACAUGCUCCAACAGGUUAGCUUGUAGUGAAGUCCGAGAAUUUGACUUCCGAGCAGGAUUUGCUAAAGACAUAAAUGUUUCGGAUAUUUAUGGUGUUACUUCAAGAGAAAUGCUGCUGCAAUUUGAUGUGUUACUUUCUCUGAAAUCUUUCAGUCCUCCUAAUCGUCAUUUUGAAGUUGUAGGGGAGAAACGAGACUUACUUACUAAAAUUAUAUCAAUGAAAGAGGAGGAAUGCCACCAGAUUGUAGACCCCUCAUCUGACAAGGAUUUGUCUCAACAUAAAGAAAAGGAGUGCCUCCUUCAGAAAUUGAUGAAAGAGAAGUUGUACUCAUGGCUUCUUCACAAAAUCAUGGAAGAUGGUAAAGGGCCAAAUAUAUUAGAUGAGAAGGGCCAAGGUGUACUACACUUAGCGGCUGCACUUGGGUAUGAUUGGGCAAUAAAGCCUACUGUUAAUGCUGGAGUUAGUAUAAAUUUUCGUGAUGUGAAUGGAUGGACUGCACUGCACUGGGCUGCUUUCUGUGGCAGAGAGCAAAUAGUUGCCAUUCUAGUCUCCCUGGGAGCUGCACCAGGAGUACUUACGGACCCAUCUCCAGAAUUUCCUUUGGGCAGAACUCCUGCAGACUUGGCUUCUGGUAAUGGACACAAAGGAAUCUCUGGUUUCCUUGCAGAAUCUUCCUUGACUAGUUACCUGUCUUCUCUCACAAUGAAUGAUCAAAAGGAAGCUGUACAAACAGUUUCAGAGCGAAUAGCAACUCCUGUGAGUGAUAGUGAUGUGCAAGACACGCUGUCACUGAAGGACUCAAUUACUGCUGUAUGUAAUGCCACACAAGCUGCUGAUCGUAUAUAUCAAAUGUUCAGGAUGCAGUCCUUCCAGCGGAAACAAUUGAGUGAGUCUGGUGAUGGUGUGUCUGAUGAGCAUGCUAUUUCAUUUCUAACUGCUAAGGCACGCAGGCCAUUGCAAAGUGAUGGGGUAGCCCAUGCUGCUGCAACACAAAUCCAGAAAAAGUUUCGUGGUUGGAAGAAAAGAAAAGAAUUCUUAUUGAUCCGGCAGAGAAUUGUUAAAAUCCAGGCCCAUGUUAGAGGACACCAGGUGAGGAAACAGUAUAGAACAAUCAUCUGGUCAGUGGGAAUUCUGGAGAAAGUUAUUUUACGGUGGAGACGUAAAGGGAGUGGUUUGCGAGGAUUUCGACGGGAUGCAAUUACCAAGGAACCUGAUCCACAGUGCAUGCCUUCGAAAGAGGAUGAUUAUGAUUUUCUUAAAGAGGGAAGAAAACAAACCGAAGAAAGGCUGCAGAAGGCACUUACUAGGGUAAAGUCGAUGGCUCAGAAUCCUGAAGGACGAGGUCAAUAUCGGAGGCUGCUGACGUUGGUUCAAGGGAUUCGUGAAAACAAGGCUUGCAAUAUGGUUAUGAACAGUACAGAAGAAGUGACUGAUGGUGAUGAAGACCUUAUCGACAUUGACUCUCUUUUGGAUGACGACACUUUCAUGUCUAUUGCAUUUGAUUAGGCUCCUGCAUGUCCAAACUGUACAUAGACAGGCAGCUUCUUUGCAGCAUUAUGAAGGUGUUAACUUCAUUCUGUCUGUAAAUAUAAUAUAUCUAACAAUCUUAGGGUCUAAUGUACUACUCUGCUUGUUUCUAGGUAACAUAGAAAAGCAGUUUUACUUUCCAGGUUAAUAGUUUUUAAUACUGAAGGGUUGGAGCAGUAUUUAUUGGUUGCUGAGUGUGUGGGAGAUUUAUUUGUAAAAUCUGUUGAGAGGGAGGAUGAGUGGCUUGGAGUUUACUUUGUUAGUAGGGCUAAUUAUUGUGGUUCUGAUAUUUCAUGGAAUGUGAAC
This is a messenger RNA of Durio zibethinus, 3782 nucleotides long. Lineage: Eukaryota; Viridiplantae; Streptophyta; Magnoliopsida; Malvales; Malvaceae. The record is from RefSeq and is a predicted model, not a curated record.